CGCCACGCGCUCCGGGUCCGCCGCUCUCCCCACAAAGCGCGCGAGUCCCAGGGACCCAGCCCUCCGCGCAGGACCCGGGCCGGGGCCGCUGGUCUCCUGCCCUCGGCGGUUUCCCGUUCGCGGCGGGGUCGGCGGCGAGCAGGUUCCCACGGCCCCUCCGCCGGCUCGCGGGCGGGCGCGCGGGGAGCGGCGCGGGGCGGGGCUCCCGGAGGCGGGGUCCUAGGUGCGGGGCGAGCCCGGGCCGCCGGCCGUUCUGUGUCGCCGCCGCCGCCGCCGCCGCCGGAGCCCGCGUUCGGACCCGAGAUGACGGCGUGCAAGCGGGUGGCGAAGGAGCUGGAGGAUCUGCAGAAGGACCUUCCCCACUACCUGCGGAACCUGUCCAGUGAUGACGCGGAUGUCCUGGUGUGGGAUGUCCUCCUCCUGCCCGAGAGGUCGCCCUACAACCUCAGGGCCUUCAACGUGCGCAUCAGCUUCCCCGAGGACUAUCCGAUGAGUCCCCCCACGGUGACGUUCACAACCAAGAUCUACCACCCCAACGUGGGCGACGAUGGCCAGGUCUGCCUACCCAUCAUCAGCCAUCAGAACUGGAAUCCUUCUACCAAGGCCUACCAAGCCUUGAAGGCCCUCAACGAGCUGGUGAAUGAGCCGAACCUGGCGGAGCCCCUGCGCCUGGAGCUCGCCGACCUGCUGACACUGGACUCGGAGAAGUUCCACAGUGACGCUGAGAAGUUCACCCUCCAGUUUGGAGUACCCCGGCCCUCCUAGCUCCGGUCCUGGCCCUCUGCACCGGGUCGUGUCCGUGCAUCGGACGGACACACCGCACGGACUGGGGCCGGAGCCUCUUGGUGGCCCACGUCCUGCUCAGUUUUUCUGCGUUUUUCCUUUCUCAGGUUGUUAGUUGUUAGUUGUGUGUGUGGUACGUGUGGACCACAGGUGUGCUUUCCAUUCCGUUCCUGUCCCCCAGAGCCAGGCAGUUUAGGUUUGCAGAGUCACAGGCCUGCAAGUGGCUCCAUCUUAGAGAUCCCCUUCCAGGCCGGGCCGUGAGCCAGUCAGCCAACCAGAAAACCCCUGGGACCCAGGCUUCUGGGGGGAGUGGGUGCGGGAGGCGGGCACAUGGAAGGGAGUUCCCUUGCAAUUGGGUGGUUUGUUGAUUACAUUAUCAGUCGGGCUGUGUAGAUUUAAGUGCUAAACCUCUUUCCCACCGAUGAAUCACUAAGGGAAGAAUCUCAUCCUUGUCCCAGAAAUCUGAUUACACAGUUUCCAAACCACUUGCAGUCCCAUUAGGUUGGGGGCCAGGCUUCAGGCUGGGAGGCGUGGCCCCUUCAGCUUCCAGUCAAGGGGGAGUCACAGAAACCAUGUGUUUUUCCAGCCAUUAAAGUCUCAGAUGACUUGUGGA
This is a messenger RNA of Pipistrellus kuhlii (Kuhl's pipistrelle), 1396 nucleotides long. It is a transcript of the gene UBE2L6, whose product is annotated as ubiquitin conjugating enzyme E2 L6. The record is from RefSeq and is a predicted model, not a curated record. Bases 304 to 765 code for a protein of 153 amino acids. The transcript has 4 exons. NCBI's taxonomy places the organism in Eukaryota, Metazoa, Chordata, Mammalia, Chiroptera, Vespertilionidae.